AUGGCGUCGGGUUCUGGUCAGCGCCCUAUGGAGCGGGAGAAAUACACGAUACACGUAGGAAGUGGUUGGGGUUUUAACGAUGGGACGUUCCUCCAUAGGCCUUCAACCGCAAGAACCAUGAAAGAUGUUCCAGAACCUUACCUUCCUGCCUCGGCCCUUGCAUCUGCAAUCGGGCUGAACCAUCUUCAGCUUGUCCAUAAUUCGCAUAUCAGACCUGUUCCCAUUGAUGUCUCGACCAAGCAUCUCUGGAUGUGUCAGCCUGAACACGUGAAGGAUGUCACCAUGGUUAUCCCUCCCUGCGGCCCAUACGAUGAAUUUAAGACCAAGCCGGUAGUGAUCUGGCCACUGGAGGACGCCAAGGGCAGCGGCGUGUUCGAUAUUGUAGAAAUGUCCGGUAUCUACGACCCGCGCCGUGACCCAGAGAUUGGCGCGGAUGGAAAACACCAUCCCAUAUACGCGUGCACAUCCAGGGUUGAGAGACAUUUAGAAGAAUUCCUCCGAAAGAGAAACUAUAUUAUCGAUGCAAGUUCAAGGAGACGCGUAUUCUGCGCCCCCAUGCCACUGGACGAAGUCUCGACGGGCGAGCGUUGCUUCUCCAACGUUAAACAAUUCCUCAACUGCAUAACCGAGUUCAUGAUCGCCAACGGCAGAGUGCCGACGAAAGAAACCAUGGCAGAGCUGCCGAAUCUCAGCAGAUGGGCGAACCCGUAUGCGGAGCGGAUAGAGAUGACGGGGAUUCAUGCUUGGUCACUCAUGGCCGCAUUCGGCUACAAGGCACGCAUAGUCGUCGAGUCUCUGAUUGACAAUUAUGGAUGCGAUGUCAUGGCCGAUGUCAUCAAUCGGAUUUUCAAUUUAAAAAUGCGACGCGGACUUGACGCGGGCGCGGAGCCGGGUAGUGGGAGCUUGGGCCAAGUCGCGUUUUACCUUUAA
Hypoxylon fragiforme is the source of this 930-nucleotide messenger RNA. RefSeq lists its product as uncharacterized. The coding region runs from base 1 to 930 and encodes 309 amino acids. The transcript has 4 exons. Lineage: Eukaryota; Fungi; Ascomycota; Sordariomycetes; Xylariales; Hypoxylaceae. The record is from RefSeq and is a predicted model, not a curated record.